Molecule: messenger RNA, 1308 nt
Organism: Emericellopsis cladophorae
Lineage: Eukaryota; Fungi; Ascomycota; Sordariomycetes; Hypocreales; Bionectriaceae
Exons: 7
Coding region: 1-1308 (435 amino acids)
Biological process (GO): translational elongation; DNA replication
Cellular component (GO): cytosol; GINS complex; eukaryotic translation elongation factor 1 complex
Molecular function (GO): guanyl-nucleotide exchange factor activity; translation elongation factor activity
Source: RefSeq, a predicted model, not a curated record
AUGGGCUUCACCGACCUCGUUUCCAACGCUGGAGCUACCAUGCUCAACAGCUGGUUGACCACCCGCUCCUACAUCAAUGGCUAUGCCCCCUCGCAGGCCGAUGUUGCCGUCUUCAAGGCCCUGAGCUCGGCUCCCGAUUCUGAGAAGUUCCCCCACGCUUCGCGUUGGUACAACCACAUCGCUACCUUCGAGAGCGAGUUCGCCACCCUCCCUGGCGAUGCCUCCAAGUCUUUCGAGGCCUACGGCCCUGAGGCUGGCGACCUGACCCUCAACCCCGCCAAGGCCCCCGAGAAGGCGGAGGAUGACGACGACGUCGACCUGUUCGGCAGCGACGACGAGGAGGAGGACGCUGAGGCUGUCCGUAUCCGUGAGGAGCGCCUGGCUGCGUACCGCGAGAAGAAGGCCGCCAAGCCCAAGACCAUUGCCAAGUCUGUUGUCACCAUGGACGUCAAGCCCUGGGAUGACGAGACCGACAUGGCCGCCCUGGAGUCGGCUGUCCGUGGUAUCGAGAAGGACGGUCUUGUCUGGGGCGCCUCCAAGCUGGCUGCCGUCGGUUUCGGUAUCAAGAAGCUCCAGAUCAACUUGGUUGUCGAGGAUGAGAAGAUCUCCACCUCUGACCUCCAGGAGGAGAUUGAGGGUUUCGAGGAUUACGUCCAGUCCACCGACGUUGUUGCCAUGCAGAAGUUAGACAGCUUGCACAAAAUUCUAUUGGUGCAACACGCCAAGCGAACACAGAGUCUUGCCCAUCUGCCACCCUACCAGACCGAGCUCGUUCGUGCGGUCACCCGCGAAGUUCGCGAUCUGGACAAGGAUGUCUCCGAGCUCCUUGAGCCGUUCCAAGGCUCCUUCGACCCUUCCGCCGAUCAAGCCGUCGCGACGACGCUCCUCGUGAACCACCUCUCCAUGCGGCGCAACAAGCGCUGCCUCUUGGCCUACCACCGCACCCGAACAGACAAACUGGAGGAACUGGUAUGGAAUGGUGCAGACGUCGUCGACCUGUCUGGGCAGCAAGUGCGAGGCGACGGCGCGACGACGACGAGUAGCCUGAGCCCACAGGAAGAGGAGUACGUCAGGCAGUAUAGCGAUCUUCUGGCAGCGUACAAGGGACAGUGGACAGAUAUCGAUCUCACGGGUAGUCUGGAGCCGCCUCGGGAUCUGUUCAUUGACGUGAGAGUACUUAAGGAUGCGGGCGAGAUCCAGACCGAGUACGGGGCGAUCACCUUGACCAAGAACAGCCAAUUCUACGUUAGACAGGGAGACGUGGAGCGGCUCAUAGCCCAAGGCUACCUGCAAAAGCUAAGCGGAUGA